Molecule: messenger RNA, 3457 nt
Organism: Humulus lupulus (European hop)
Lineage: Eukaryota; Viridiplantae; Streptophyta; Magnoliopsida; Rosales; Cannabaceae
Exons: 8
Coding region: 270-2426 (718 amino acids)
Molecular function (GO): protein binding
Source: RefSeq, a predicted model, not a curated record
UUUCCUCCUACUGCUCUGCCUUGCUUCCUCGAGCGAGCGAGUCCAAAAAAAAAAAAGCUACAAAUUUUUAUAGUUUGCUUCUUCGAUCUGUGGCCUCAUCUUGCUCUCCUCAGUCUCAAACAAUUCGCCAUUAGAGAACCCCAACGAGCACAUUUUUUUUUUGUCUUGGGGUUGCUUGCCAAGAGGGGAUAAGACUUGCCCACAUUUGCCUAUGUUUUAAAAUGUUGGUCUUGUGAGGUGGGUUUUCAUGGGUUGAACUUAAUACUAUAAUGGAUAGCUUCGGUGAAGAUGAUGAAAAUGGAUUUUUUGAUGCCCAAGAAGACAUUGCAUCGGUUUCUGAUGCAAAUUCUGACAGCUUUGAUUCGAAUUCGCAUUCCAACAGCUGGGUUCCGGAUAAUUUACUCUACGAUGUUUGGAACAGGAGCCCAGGAAGUGUCAAGGAGCGUAGGGAUAGUUUUUUUAAGUGGAUGGGGUUGGAUUCCAACCAAGUUGGGAUGGGUUAUAUUUCAGAAACAGAGAUUGACAGAGUGAGUGAGGAGAGUGAAGCUGUGUUGAGAAGUUCAGGUUUUGAGAAUGAGUUCUAUUCAAGUCGAUCUUUGAUGUCAUGUGGAUCUUGUACUAGCUAUAAUUUUUUGGAUGGUACUGGUUCAAAAGAGGACUUUGUUUGCAGAGAUGGAAAUUUUGGUGGUGCAGUAGAGUGUAAUGUGGAGGAAGUGCAAGUGGGGCAGUGUGAGAAGAGGAGUGAAGGUGGGGAAGAUGGCUUGGGGCAGUUGGUGUCUACUGCUGAGUCUUGGAGUUGCUCUGGCUCAUCUCCUAAUUUGUCACAAAAAAUGAGGGAUUCGAGCAUUUUCGAGGGACCAAUGAAGACUCUUAAAAGCAGGUGGUUGAAUAAAUUACGAUCCAUGACUUGCAUUGUUGAUAGCCAAGGAGAUGCUGAUAAACUGAGACCAAACCAUGUAGAUGCAUAUCUACGGUCAAGGGCUCAAAGAGUGAAGGUUCGCCAAUGCAGCAAGCAAUCAAAGGAACUCUCAGCUCUUUAUAUGGGGCAAGAUAUUCAAGCCCAUGAAGGUUCUAUUUUGACUAUGAAAUUUAGUCCCGAUGGGCAGUACCUUGCUAGUGCUGGUGAAGAUGGAGUUGUAAAAAUUUGGCAAGUGGUAGAAGAUGAGAGAUCCAAUGAGGUUGACAUUCCAGAAUUGGACCCCUCCUGCGUGUACUUCACAAUGAAUCAUAUGUCAGAAGUGAAACCGCUAAAAGUGGAUAAAGAUAAAAUGGGCAGAUCAGCAAGCUUGAGGAAGACAUCAGACUCGGCUUGUGUUAUUUUUCCGCCUAAAGUAUUUCGAAUAUUGGAACAACCAUUGCACAAGUUCGAGGGUCACUGUGGGGAGAUCUUGGACCUUUCCUGGUCAAAGAAUAAUUAUCUCUUGUCAUCAUCUGUUGACAAAACCGUCCGAUUAUGGCAAGUGGGCUGUGAUAAUUGCCUCAACGUUUUUUCCCAUAGUAAUUAUGUGACCUGUGUUCAAUUUAAUCCUGUGGAUGAUGAUUACUUCAUCAGUGGUUCAAUAGAUGGGAAAGUUCGUAUCUGGGGAAUUUCUCAUUCUCAAGUUGUUGAUUGGACUGACAUAAGGGAAAUAGUCACUGCAGUGUGUUACCAACCUGAUGGCAAGGGAGGAAUUGUUGGUUCAAUGACUGGGAUUUGUCGCUUUUACAACAUAUCAGAUAAUCGAUUACAUUUGGAAUCUCAAAUAUGCUUGAGCAACAAAAAGAAGUCGCCGUGCAGAAAGAUAACUGGCUUCCAGUUUUCUCCGCAAGAUUCUAGAUUAGUCAUGGUCACUAGUGCUGAUUCACAAGUCAGAGUUCUUCGAGGGCACAAUGUGGUCGGAAAGUACCGUGGGCCACGCAAUUCGGGAACCCAGAUAUCUGCAUGUUUCACAUCGGAUGGAAAGCGUAUAGUCUCCGCGUGUGAAGAUUCCAAUGUAUAUGUAUGGAGUUGCUUUAAUCAGGAAGAAACUGUUCUCUCUCAAACGAAAAAAGUUAGGUCUUGUGAGCGUUUUUCCUCCGAUGCAUCUGUUGCAAUACCCUGGUGUGGUUUUAAAGGUGGAAAUUCAGACAGUGGAAGUCCAUUUCACAUUGUGGACAAGUGUGUGUCAGAAACUCCAUUGCUUUCUUCACUAGAAAGUUUUUCGUUAAGCCAAGAAUUCUUCUUGGAGUCUUUUCCCAAGGCAUCUGCAACUUGGCCUGAGGAAAAGCUUCCAAUAUCAAUUCCUCAGGCCAAAGAAUCUGCAAUGCACAAGUCUCAACUGAAGUUUCUGAAAGUUUCUUGCAAGAACAGAUUUAGUUCUCAUGCAUGGGGUAUGGUCAUUGUUACUGCAAGCUGGGAUGGGCGUAUCAAGUCAUUUCACAAUUAUGGUUUACCAAUUCAUCAUUGACAUUCUUUGGUUUGGCAUGGCUUUUAAGACAUUCUUUUACUCUUUCAUUGGGUACCUUACUUGCGGUGCCUCUCUUUUGCUGGCUAGUGCUUCAAACAUCAUGUACAAAGGAUUGAAAAUUGAUUUUGGGGCAGCAUCAAUAGCCACAGAAAGGUUUCUUAGUACCCAUUAUAGUAGGCAACAGGCAUGUGCAGUGUGUAGACAAUCUUGAGAAUUUUGGGUCUUUUUUUUUUCCUUCUCCAAUGGGGUCCCUUCUCAGAUUUCUCGGGUGCCGAGGUCAAAUUAAGUCGUGGCAAGUGUCAGCAAUUACAUGAUUUGUUAAUCCAUCUCUGUAUCAGCAAGUGGCUGAGGUUAGUUCUUCUGGAUAAUCAGCCAAUAUUAUGAUCAUAACUUUUUUUGCCAGUUGAUGGGUUUUUCAUUUCGACUAUUUCCGAGCCCACAAGAAUUAGACUUAAAGCGUUUUGCUUGGAGAGUACCAAACUGAUGCAGGGCAGUAGUAGGGCCUUGUAAAACCUCUUUCUUUUGUUCUCUUAAGAUCAGAUGGAAUCCAAGCUGGUGGUAGGAGUUUCUUUGAGGAGAAAUGGUGGGGAACUUUGGCCAUUACCUAAUGUGGGCUGGUCUGAAUGAUUAAUAUGUUUGUCUGCCAUUUCUGAUCACUCUCAUGGUGGGACCUGAGCUACAUAAGGUUUUGGUUCUGGGGCUGUGUAAGGAUAUCAUAUCCAUCUCUCUCAUGGCUGACUUCUUUAAAUUCAUUAGGCCAUUUUCACUUGUGAGAAGAAAACUUCUGGUUUUCAGAGCAAUUAACUGCUACUGCUGCAUAUCCAUGGCUGACCUCUGCUUUACCUUGAGCAUUGCCUAACAUAGUUAUUUUGUAUGCAUGUAUUUACUCAGUUAUAGGUUUAGUCUAACAUCCUUUUUUAUUUUUAUUUUUUUCAAUAAAUAGAUAGAAAAGUCCAUAUAUAUAUAUAUAUAUGAUAUUUCAUAUUUGUAAUUGUAAUUUUGUGGAGUAAAAUAAAAUAUCCCAUUCAGCU